Gallus gallus (chicken) is the source of this 13426-nucleotide messenger RNA. RefSeq names its product family with sequence similarity 53 member B (gene FAM53B). The record is from RefSeq and is a predicted model, not a curated record. Gene Ontology annotation, biological process: protein import into nucleus; positive regulation of canonical Wnt signaling pathway. NCBI's taxonomy places the organism in Eukaryota, Metazoa, Chordata, Aves, Galliformes, Phasianidae. Gene Ontology annotation, cellular component: nucleus. The transcript has 10 exons. Bases 9392 to 10567 code for a protein of 391 amino acids.
GGCGCCGCGCUUCCGGGCGGGCAUGGCGGGCGGCGGCGAGGAGCCCUUCGCGCCCUCGGCGCUGGGCACCAGGCCGCAGUGAGUGGUGGACUGCGGGCAGGGCCGGCACCGGGAGCGGCACCCAGCCUGCGGGACUGCCUGGCCUUCUCAAAGCCGUUUGGUUUCGGUUGUGAAGUGGGCUCCAGCUGGGAUGCGGCGUAUGAGAGAGAGCUGCAAGCUUUUCAGGAGACGGGAGACGCUGGGGAAAUUUGGUAAUUAAACCAACUCUGCCGGAAUGUGCCUGCUGUUUGCUUCUGAAGGGGACGGUGCCAGAAUGCAGCCUGUGGGUUUGGAGAAGAAAGCAUGGUUCGCAUAAUCAGAUGGUUGGAGAAACAAAAGGUGCCCCUUGACAGCUCUGUGCUUGACAUUGGAACUGGGAAUGGUGUUUUACUGAUUGAAUUGGCAAGAAAUGGCUUCACUAACCUCACUGGGAUUGAUUACUCACCUUCUGCAAUACAACUUUCAGAAAAAGUAAGGGAGAAAGAAGGGAUGUCUAACAUUAAAUUACUGGAUUUGAAGUUGUGGAGGAGCUGCCAACACCCAAGUUUUGCUUUGGAGGAAGAAUUGGAAACAGUGUAACAGCAUUGGUUUUCCAAAGAAAAAAGUGAGACCAUCCAUCUUGGACAAAUUAGAUUAGCUGAGAAAAGUCUGAACUUUAAAGUAAGCCUGACAGCAAACCUCAGACACGUGUGUAAAUAAAUGUUAUUUGAGUACACAGUUAAAUGCUAUGUAUGGAACUCUAAGGGACUAUAAAACAUUGCCCUAGAAACAUAACAGCUUUGCAUAACUUGCCUGUAAAUUUUGUCCUUGCUACAACCUCACUCGUUUCAGGGAAGCUGCAAGUUUGAGAGAGACAAGUAAGUCAUUUUAAAUAUUGACUGAGAUGGGCGAAUGAUGUUUGCAUUUGGAGUAUAAAGAUUAUCUGCUAUUUAAUUUCUGGAUUGGUAAUCGGUGAUGAAUAGAAGCAGAGGUGUUCUACAAAGUAAGUCUCAUUUCUCUGUUGUGGUAUAAUUGGAAACAAGCUUUUGAGAUGUAGGUGUUGGACCUUUUAUUUUUGCCGUAGGUAAACAUGAAUGUAACUAUUAAGGAGGGAAAUGAAUAUAAAAGCUGAAAGUCUUGCAAAAAAAAAAGGGCCAGUCAGUGCUGUACGUUCAGAAGUUCUGGGGCUAAGUGUGGUUCUGGCUCCACUGAAACAGCUUGAUUCUUUCCCCACAGAGGCCGACUAUUGAGUGCUUUUACAGAUCUCACCCAAUGUAGGCUUGCUUCAUAACUUGCUUCCACUGAUCCCAUAAUUGUAUAAAGGUGUGACAUUGUAAUCUCACUAACAUGUGACAUAUGCCUCUUUCUUUACUAAUUUUCUAUAUAAUGAUGUCCUAAGAGCCAGCAAAGACCAUAUGUUUUCCAGUGGAUUUCUCAGGAUACAUUUUAGUUGCGUAAUGAAGAGGAGUUUACCUAUAAAUCCACACUCUGUGAGAUAACUGGGAUUUAGGGCAAGUUUGAGGCAGAGUUCCUGAGCCUGUCAGCUUCUCAGGACUGCACUGAAGUUUUCUGGUAGAACACUCAAGGAAUGAAAAGAGCGAGCCUGCAGAUAGGUGGUGCUAUGGGAAGGAAGGACCAGGAACAGAAAAAACAGAGUGGCACCCACAAGUGAAAUAGUUUUGAUUCCUAACUUGGUAGUGGCCUCUCUUCAGUCUCAAACAAGCGCACAAAGCUAUCACUUGGGUCCAAUGAUUUCUGCAUCUGAUCUGUAGCUGGCAAUAUUCUUAGGCCUGUGCACUUUGAACUAUCACUGGAGAGUAGAAGAAUGCUUGUAAAACAUGUUGAGGAGGGCGUUUUUAAGGCAGUAAUAAUCAAAGGCCUGCUGUUUGAAGCCUGCUGUUAGAAACCUGACCCUUAUGAAUAAUGGAGUCUAGGCAGCAGCUGUAAUAGUGACUUGAAUAAUGUUUUUUUUACUGACUGGUAAGGUUUGGAAACGACAUGUCAAAGAACGGCCUUGAUUUCUGGGCAGUUCACCUUGCUAGAUGGUUUUUCACGAAGGUAUAAUCUCAGGAUGUCUGUGCUUCUCAGUGAAAAACCUCUUAAAAGAGGCAGAGAAAUAAACCAUAAGUUAGGAGCAGUGAGGCUUUGCUUGUGGUUUGGAGAGCUUUAUGGCAGUUCAUAAAGGUGGAUAUCUGCAUGAAUACACAGUUGUGUGACUUUCGGUGUCAGCUGCAAAGCUAAACUACAGGAGAGUAAAUACAGCAUUUGAAAUGCAUUCUGCUCCUAUUGUGUUUCUCUCCGGAGAUUUUGCUUGUGAUUUCUCUGUCAAGUAUGAGAUUUGUGGGUAGUAAAACUAACACCAUCCCUGGUUCUCAACAACCUUUUUCUUUAGUCCUGAGUUUAGGUUGGAUGGCGCUGCAGGGCCAGCAUACCUUUAUGGAGCUGUGAAUAGCUUUGCAUAAAAGGUAGGCAGGACAGAGAGGGAUUAUGUUCCUUUGUUGAUCUACUGCAUGCCAAAGGCUGACAUUCCCUGAGUGCUGGUGGGCUUUGCACCUGGCUUCAUGAGCCAGAGUCCAAGCUCAAAGAGAUGCCUGGAAAGACUGGAAAGGAAAGGGUGGUGUCAACCACUGUCCUCCAGAGGGAUCCACUGCUUUGAAAUGAAGUCUCUCCCAUUCUCCUUAAGCACUGAAACCUCAAGACUAGGGCAGAGAUCUCAUCUUCUAAGCCAGGUGUUUUCAGUAUGGGCAGCUCUAGUGAUGCAUGAACUGCUUGGAGCUGGUGGUUGUGGCUGGGCUGUGCAGGUCCUGCUAGCCACUGCUGACCUUUUCUUCCUGGAAGAUGGCUUUUACAAUAGAAGCCCUCCAAGCAGCACCUCCACAACCAGCUGCUUUUUGGUACAGCUCUGACCCCCAGUACCUGGCUCCUGCUAUCUGCCAUUGCCAAGCAAAUAAUAGACUCACAGAACGGCCUGGGUUGCAAAGGACCACAAUGCUCAUCCAGUUCCAACCCCCUGCUAUGUGCAGGGUCGCCAACCAGCAGCCCAGGCUGCCCAGAGCCACAUCCAGCCUGGCCUUGAAUGCCUGCAGGGAUGGGGCAUCCACAGCCUCCUUGGGCAGCCUGUUCAGUGCGUCACCACCCUCUGGGGGAAAAUGUGGCUCUUGUGCUGCUGAGUGGGCUGGGAGCAUUUUACCUGGGGGAGAGCAGACUCGGAUUUUUGUGGGUUGUACUGGGGAAGUGAACUGUCAGAAUGAAAUAUCUGAAGACCAAGUGAAAUUAAUAAGUAUUGAUUCAAGAAGGCCUAUCUUUACAGGUGGAAUUCAGUUAAAGCAUAGGGUAAAUAGGUUCUCGGGACAAAAAAACCUUUUUGUUUUCAGCAUCACAGCACUUUCUUGAAGUAAAAUCUACUCCUAUAAUCAUGUUGCUAUAAAUCAAAAGGUGGGAAAUACCAGAUGUGAAAACUGUAACACGAAUGAAUGAACACAGAAGAUUCAGAAGAAAGAAUAGCGUUGCCUUGCUCCUUGACUUCCUUCUUGGUGACCAAACUGUUAUUUAUAUGAAAGUAUUUUCAUUUAAUGGUCAUUGCUCCCUAAGGAGCAAAGAGUCAACGGCAGUGCAGUCUGUAGGGUGUUUUUUUAAAGCUAUUUUUUUUUGAAGGCUAAGAAGAUAUGGAAUUGAUAUUCUCGUGUUAAAUGUAAAUAUAAUUCUUGGGUCUAAAAGCAAGAAUUUAUGGGAGCUACAAUUUUUUUGAAGGUAUGCUGGAUUACAUGUGGAACACUAACAGAAUUAUGGCAGCUGAUGUACCAGGGAGGGCAGUAGUGAUGAAGCUGCAGUCUAUCUGUUCUAUUUGGAGACUGUUCAAGUCUUUGUAGAGGGCACUGGGUAGAAAUAACUGCAGUGUACUGAGGUCAUAUCUACAUACAGACAUGGGCUCUCCCCCUCCAUUUCAAACUCAGUGCUGUAGCCUGAUUAAUGACCACCAGGAAUGGCCUGCUGUCCCAGUUGUACUGCAGGAUUUGGGGUGUUGGGCACCUAUAGUGACUGGAGAAUCCCAGCUUUCAGUUCAGGAACUGCAGGAGUCACUUUCCUGAUUUACUUUUUAUCUUUCAGAACAGUUUCAUAACGGAGCUGUCAGAUGUUGGGGAUUUCAGUCCUGCCAGUGUGACCCCUUGCUCUUCCUGGCGUGUGUCCCACCACGUGGAUCUUGGCUGUGGGUCUCGGGGGAGCAAACACAGUGUGCAGACAGCGCUGUGUUUCAGAGGCUGACCUUAGGACACCUGUGUAGGGUCAAAGGCCUGAGUGGAGAAAUGAGGCCAUGACUCCACUCUUAGCAACAGGGCUCACUGUCCAGGUGCAUGGGGUGUGUGAUGCCCAUGAGGCUGAGAAGUGGGGCUGACACUCAUCCUGGCAGCAUCUCUUUAUGCUGCCAUUUGUGUUAUUUCCUACCAGAGAAAAAACGUGAGUAUGGUAUUUAGCAACGUACAGCAAAGUUCUCAGUGCUUUGGCACUCAGCUGGCUUUCUGAAUCUCGGCACACCGAAAGGUGAAGAAUGUGCCUCACUACAACAGGAACUGCUUUAUUGUAUGGACCCAUUCAACAUAUGGGAUCAUCUCCUGUAAAACACACGAGGAACACUUACAAAGUAAACAGACCAGGGCUUUGCAUUGCCGCAAGGAGACCCACCUGCCUUUGUGCUUCCGUGGUGCAUUGCCUUUGCCUGGGCUUUGUGAUGCUUCCCUUCCUUCAGACGGGUUGGCUCUGCUCUGCCCCAUGGCUGGAAGGCCCUUGGGUGCCACCUAACCCUGCUGGGCAGGGGAACAGCCCGUGGGUGGCUGGGGCUAUCCGGGGAAAAGGGAUGAACCGUUACAGCAUCGAGAUGGAGGAGGGAAAGGAACGCUGGUGUGUUUUAUUUGAUACAGGGGGAAAGCCAAGCCGUGGCUUAAUUUCCAUUUGUUAGGUAACAGUAUAGCUUGAAAUGAGCGGAUUUCUAGGUUACUGGAAAGUAAACGGGCUGCUUGAUGGAGCCAUAUAAACUCUGGAUAAUAUCAAGUGCGUACACUUGUGCUGGAAGGCAGGGCUACCAAACACUGUGAGAGAAGAGGAACCAGCCUCAGUGCAGCCACUUGAACGGCCAGGUGCUCACGGACAGCAUCACAGGCCAAGCAGAAAGGGGAACCACCUGCACUUGCUUUCUGUAGCCGAUGUAGGGUACCAGCUCUCCUUGUCCAGGAACACCGAGAUAGCAUAGAAUGCAUUGCAUUAGAAAGACAUGGAAAAUAGAUUCCUGCAUUGAGGACAUUGCACACUGCUGGCAGCCCGUGGCCAGCCCGUGUCUGACUGCACGGAGGACGAGAGGUGAGCAGUGCUGUGCUUGGGCUGAGCUGUGGAAGCAGACAGAAAGCUGCCUUCUGCUCGGCUCUUGGAGCCCAGCUGUGUGCUGCAAGGGCUGCCACGGGGAUGGAUUCAAUUAUACUGCAAGCCUGAUUGCUAAACGUUAGCUGGGAAACCAUACGAACUCUAUGCAGACUUGAUUGCCCAAAGUUCUGCAAAAGGAGCUUGCAAAUGUUUUAUUUUCAUUGUUACCGAACCUAUCUGAUCAUCGUUUAAGUGGGAUGGAGGAGCUUGUAGUAGAACGGCUUGGAUUGGAAGGGACCUCAAAGAUCGUUCGGUUUCAACUCGAGCGAGGCUGCCAGCCGAUAAAUGGACCGCUGCAUCGGGCCGCCCCGGGCACCUCCGGGGCCGCAGCUCUCCGGGCGGCCGGAAAGGAAGCGGCGCACGGCGGGGUGUCUUCCCCCGGGUGCCGGCAGGAGGCACUCUCGGCCGCCCGAUGGAGCCGCCGGCCCCGAGCACGCGUCCCGAGCGCCCCGCGCAGUGCCCGUGUCCGCGGGGAGCGGGGUGGCGGCGCUCCCCUGCCGCGCUCCUCCCCGGGCGCUCCGCGGGGCGACGGCGGGGAAGCGGAGCCCGGGCGCGGGGCGCGGCGGGGCCGUCCCGGGAGCGGCUGCGGGGCAGCGCCGGGGGGCGGCGGACGCGGAGCUCCGCAGGUGCGGGCCGGGCCCUGCCUCCGCGCCGGCCCCGCUCAGGAAGUGACAAGCGCAUUUCCUCCCUCCUCCUCCUCCUCCUCCUCUCCUCCUCCUCCGCCCUCCCCGCCCGCAGCACGGCGGCGGCGGCAGGAGGGAGGGAGCGCGGCUCGGAGCGGUGCCCACAGCCGGCCCCGGCCGGGCCGCGCCGCCGCGCCGCCACCACGCCGGGACGUUUUUCCUAUUUCCUCAGAGACAGACAGAGGGAUUGGGGCUUCUGUAGUGCCAGCAGUAGUGGGGAGCAUCCCAGCCCGCACCCCCAGGCGCACGGCAUCCCGCCCCAUCCAGCAGGACUGUGCCGAGAGCCGGAGCUGCGCCAGGUUUGGGCUAUACGUGUUGCUGACACCUUAUGGGAACUGAGCGUGUGUUGGAGUAACAGAUGGGUAUUAUUCCAGCUUUGUGAAUGUCUCCCUGAGAUAUUAAAAACACCGGCUGGGCCCCAAGUCCCAGCUCUCGUGAAUGGCUCCCUGGAAAUGCUGUCGGGAGCGUUCAGGUGCUGCUUGGCUUUGAAACAAGUAAAUGCCGUGAGCAGGUGUUUGCUUUGCCUCCUUCCUCCUACAGAAAGGCUCCCUUUGAGGGAUGGCAAAGCAUCCAACUCCAUUCCUCGUCACAAAACAUCACCGUUCUGCCUUUACAUUGGUGCUUAUGGGGCUCUGUGAUGGGAAACACUCGAUGUCCCACACCAGUAGGGAUGGGCUGUGCCCAUGGGGAUGGCUGACCCCAGGAGAGCCCAGUCCUGCCCAGAGAGGCUGUGGGUGCCCUGUCCCUUUCGAGGCCAGGUUGGAUUGGACCCUGGGCAACCUGACCUAGUGCCUGAUUUAGUGGUUGGCGGCUAUGCCCGCAGCGAGGGGUUGGAACUGGGUGAUCUUUGAGGUCCCUUCCAACCCAAGCCAUCCUACGAUUCUCCAUUCUGGACACAGCAUUCAGGGGCUGCUGUGGGAUGUGCUCCCCAGAUCGGCUCCUUGGCAGCCCGCGCACGUAGGAGCCGUCUUCUGCUAACAGAUUGUGGUGUAUUUAAUGAACCCGAGGAAAAACAAGGAAUCCGAAGGCUGCGGGGCGAUGCAAGUUUGCUGUUCGGUCUGCCAAAUUCACGCUAAUUCCGACAACUCGCAGAUGUUUGGCUCCCUGUGUGUUAAGGAGAUUUAUGUAAGACUCAGGGCUGGGAAAUUCAUUCCCAGCGUGCUGGAGAGCCGAGCUGGCAGCGGCCGCGCGCGGGUGAAGGUUUCCUGUCCCUUUCCUUUGCCCAUUCCUUGCCACCAACAUUUCACUGCAACGUGCCCGUUGGCUGCUGGGAGGAUGGGUAAAGGUUCGUCUUCCAGAGCCAGCGAGCUCUGUGAAGGCUUUUUCCCAGCUGAGGAAUGAUAUCCACUGAGAUAGGGACGAUGAUCCAAUUGGGACCACAAUGAGGCGUGACCACAGCGGUGGCAUCAGUGGCCCUGUGGUUCUUUCUGCUUUAUGGGUUGGGCGCAGGUGAUGCACGCUGUAGGCAGGGACUGCCAGCUGAAAGCAUUCCAAACGCCGAGAACACUGUCUGCCUAAUUGAAUUUUUGGAAUAUCCUGAGUGAUCGUUUUUCUGCUGGAGGCUCUGCAGCCUUAGAGCUGUUACUGGUGAGAAUGGAGCGGGAGGAGAAGACCUCAGAAAGUCUGGAUGCGUGUACAUCCAGCAUCCCUGCUUUAAAUCCAGACACUUCCAUCACCCUGGUUCUUCAGGGACCAUCAGCCUCAAUCAGAUCUCUAGCUCAGCCUUGGAAAAGGGAGAAAUCUGCCUUGCUAACGGUACCCAAGUCUGAGAACGGUGCUGGAGUUCCAAGGUUCCCUGCAAGACGCCCAAGCUCUCGCUAGCAGUUGGCCAUGCUGUGGUUCUCUGGUUGCCACCAAUGCACUGCUGUUGAUGUUGAAGCCUGGGGGCUCUGGAGCAAGCAAAGCAAGGCUGGCUGAGAGCCUUGGAGGUUUGUCACCCCGGAGCUUUGACAUUUGGCUGUAAGUAGGUGGACGUCGUGCUGCAGAGGUAGGUAUUGAGAUGGGUUUACAUGCUGCCUGAAAUCGUUCACGUUUGAGAAUUGGGUCUGUAAAAAUGGCAUGGUGAGGCCCUGUUUACCAUCCCUGACCCAGAAGUUUCGGGUUGGAUAUGGGAAAACAGUGUGAGAAAGAAACAAGAAGUGAUUGAUUUGUUUCUAUUUACUAGAGCAGUGUACUCCAAGCAGUAAUUAAAAGUAAACCUAAGCUCUGCUGCCUUGUUCAGCAUCCCUGGUUGUUAAGGUUAAGAAGCUAAAGCAAUUCUCAGUUCAGCAAUUCCUCAACUUUUGGGAGCGUGGCCAACACUCACAGUGUCUCACAGACCGUUGCAAAUUCUUGUCAUAAAUCUCACAAUUGGAAAAAUACAGACAUUGAAAAGUGAGCUGGUUCUUUGGACUGGCAGGCUGGGCCCUGGUGCUGCUUCAGCUGCCCUUCCCAGAGACCGUCGUUGCUCCAGCUCCCUGGGCUCACUCGAUAAGCAAUGAUGGAAGGUUUUUCUCAAAGAGAACGUGCCAUUUUUACAGUCCUUUUUUUUCGGAUGAAAAUUGUCACAGAGUACGAUCAUAGAAUCGUAGGAUGGCUUGGGUUGGAAGGGCCCUGAGAGAUCAUCCCAUUCCAGAUCGCUCCCCUGGGCAGGGCUGAAAGCCCCUAAAUCAGGCACAGCUCAGACUGCUCAGGGUCCCAUCCAGCCUGGCCUAGGGCACCUCCGAGGUUGGGGCAUCCUUUAGAGGGUGUAUCUAAAUGGCCUGUGUGGCACCAUGCAGAAUUAUUGGUGGUAUUUCCUACCAAUUUCCUACCAGGUCCCCAGGCUGGGACCUGGGGAUGGCUCCCCUUGCCAUUACUUGCUGUCACGCAUGAGAUCCAUGCAGCAGACUGGACCCCAUGCAGUCGCUGCGCGCAUCCAGUUACCCCCUCUGUGCCAGCAGUCCCCUGUUUUGCACCUCAUGUUUGUUCUUUGCGGUGACUAAUUUUGCUCUCUUCUUUUCCUUUUCAGUUGCCAGGGAGGAAAAGGCAAAGUCACAGCCAGCACCACUUUCUUCAAGCUGAGAUGUUGAGACAAAGCACCUCUGACCCUGUCCUGUCCUUUCUCUCCAUCCCUUUCCGUCGUUUGUUUGUGAGGGAGUCCUUCCCCUGCCACUCCUAUUCCGGAGCCGCCGGCCGCAGCCCCCGCUGCUCUCAGCCCUUUUGGGGGAAAAUGCACUGAAAUGGGAGCUUGGCCAGAGCAUGGCUGACAACGACCUUUGCCUGGGCUCUGAUGGACUCCGACGCAGGACUGCAUUACCAUGGUGAUGAUCUUAACCAAAACUCGGGAAAACAAAGGUGCCGACUCUGUAACAUGCAGGACUGAGCUGCACACUCCAAAGAUGAGUCAAGGACCUACCCUCUUCUCUUGUGGCAUUAUGGAAAAUGACAGAUGGGGAGACCUCAGCAGGAAAUGUCCACUGCAGAUCGAGCAGCCGGGCACCAACAUCUGGGACUGCCUGGCCGACAAGGGCGAGGAGGGCACGCUGUGGCCGCGGGAGGCCACCAGCACCUGCUCGGUGACCAACCUCAUCAAAGAGCUCAGCCUCAGCGAUCCUCACAGCAACCCAUCGGCGCCGCCCAGCAAGCGCCAGUGCCGCUCGCUGUCUUUUUCGGAUGAAAUGUCCAGCUGCAGGACAUCAUGGAGACCUUUGGGCUCCAAGGUCUGGACGCCGGUUGAGAAGAGGCGGUGUUACAGCGGGGGGAGCGUCCAGCGCUACUCCAACGGCUCGGCCACCAUGCAGAGGAGCUCCAGCUUCAGCCUGCCGUCCCGCUCCCAUCCUCUGGCCUCGUCCUGCGACCACCGCCCAGGCUGCCCGCCGAGGAGAUCGGGGGCUGGAGGUGACGCCUGGAGCCCUGAGGGCGGCCGGGCGGACAUGCAGCGCUCCCUGUCCUGCUCUCAUGACCGCUUCUCCUCCUCGGAGCCCGGCCCGCCCUCAGCCAGCAGCACGCCGGCCUCCACGCCACAGCUGGGCCGCCGUGCCGGUGGGCUGUGCCGCAGCCGCUCGCAGCCCUGUGUCCUCAAUGACAAGAAGGUGGGUGUCAAGCGGCGCCGGCCCCAGGAUGCGCAGGAGCCACGGCCUUCGCUGGACCUGGCCAAGAUGACGCAGAACCGCCAGACCUUCAACAGCCUUAGCAGCCUUAGCACCGCAGCAGAGGAUAAUACCCAGCGGCUCCCCACCACCCGGCCAUGGACCACAGCCCCCCACUCCCCGGAGGUGAUGCCGGGCAGGACCCCCGCCUGCACCCCAGUGCCAGAGCCGCGCACGCGGGGCGAGGAGCGUGGGGUGAGCCGGGACGACCUGUCCUGCGAGGAGUCUGACGAGGGCGGUGGGAAGGAGGAUGACGGGACCCCGUGGAGGGGUGGCGGGGCGGGCACCCAGAGCCCCUUCCAGCUGGAUGGAGAAAUAGACAUCGAGCAGAUUGAAAACAACUGAGGACGCGGGGCUCAGCGUGCCGGGUUCUGGGGCUCGCAGUGGGGAAGGGUCCCCUGGGGGUCAGCGCGGGUUGUGCCGCACUGCCCGCGUCCCCCUGCCAGCUGGAGGGGACGAAGCAGCUUUGCCAAAAUUUCAUCAGGUAUUUAGAGCAAUUUUGUGUGUGUGUGCGUGUGUGUGUGUGUAAAUCUUGAAAUUCUUUGUAACUACUGUAGCCAGAUAUCAGCUAGUUUGGGAAAACCGCCUGUCAGACCUUGGAGACCAGAGGGAUGGUGAUCACCAAACAACACGCAUCCAUCAGUGAGAAAACAACUUCUGCAAAUGUAGGAUCACGGCUGAUGGAUCCAGCCAUGGCUUCCAGUUCACACAUGUGCUUGUUUGGAAAGCAAAAGGAAAAAAAAACACCCCCGGGGAGGACUGGAAAACUGGGGGAAGAAAGAGAAAGUCAGCUGAGAUUUGCCAACCGUGUAGUGGCGAGGCCAGGCUGGUGGUGGGGCUGCCGUGAUGCCCAGAGCCCACACUGAUCCUCCAGCCCCUGGCGGUGCCAUCAGAUGGAAACCGCAAUUCUUGCUGAAAUUUAUUGAUGGUAAGAGCUGGAUAUUUUUUUUUAUACAGAUUUUUAAUUUUCCUUUUCUCGAUGAGGAUCCAGCAGCGCUCGGCCCCUCGCCAACCAUUGCGUGGCUGCCACGCUCUUUUUGCUCUGACUGUGAAGUGGGUCCCUGUCCAACGCCAUAGGAUUACUUGACAAAAGUAAGCUGUCAAAAUGCUGAAAAUUCAGGUAGCAGCACUGAAAGCUUUUCCUCUCGCUGUGCCUUGUUAAAGCACAGAUAAAGUGGUGACCAUUACGUUUGUACGAGAUACACUCCUCCAUGAAAUAAGCUGUCCACUUGCUAACUGGUUUAGAAGGACACAUCCUUACUUUUUCCCCUUUUUCUUUCUUUUGUUUAAGUCUCUUGGAAAGCUGCACACGUGGCUUCCAGCGUCUUCUGCAGGUUCCUUGGGGCGAUUUCCCAAGCUCUGCAAAAGCACAAAGGGAAAAUGAAGUGAUAGAUCCCAAUAGAUCCCAACCCCUUUAGUAGGGGUCCGACACCCCACUGGGAGUCUGUAAGCCAGAAGAGGCUGAGAGCGGCCAAUGCAGGUUUACCGAUCCCUGCUGUUACGUUACUGCACUUUUCCUGCGGGGUUUUGGGCGUCCCCCCAUCCCAUCCACUCAUAGCUUUAUGCCUGCUUGUGGCCGCGGUCAUCUCAGCUCCCUGCAGAGCGGCGCCAGGGCCUUCUCCUGUUGGGGAAUCCUCCAUCUCUCUUCAAGUGUCUCUCAAUGCGUUGUUGAAAACAACCCACCCUGGCUGCACUCCCCUCGUGGGAGUCCCAUAGCCCGGAUCUGGAUAUGGCCCUACGUGUCAAGGGCUUUUGGGACGUGGUGUCUGCCGGCCCGUGUCCCCAGGAGCAACACAACCGCAUUUUGGCUUUGAGUCUUCCUGAUGUCCCAAACCCCCAUACAGCCCCGGGCUCCCGCAGAGCUCAGGGCACGCUCGCCUAUGCACACGCGGGGCUGUAACCACAAGGGCUCUCUUCUCCCUCCAAGGGCUGCUACCUAGGACAUGCUCACCCCAUGCAGUAGGACGGUGACCGAGCGGCCACCGGCCAUACCCGACACAGACGUAGCAUACAGUUUACAUACAGCACAACACGUUUGCCUUACUAAAGACGCUUCUCCAAUGAGUAAUGGCCUUAUACCGGGCACAUUAGCUUAGACACAGACUGCAGUGACGGUUUGUAGGCCACAGUGGUGUUCUGUUGGGUGUUUCUCUGUUGGUUUCGUAUGAUUUCAUGUACUUGUUUUCAGUUCGAGAAAGCCUUACUAUAAAGAACAGAAAAAAAAAAAAUCUCUCUCUCUGUAGAGGUAAAACAGUUGUGGAUUUAUAUAUAUAUAAAUAUAUAUAUAAAUAAAAAAAAAAUUAAAAAUAUUAAAUAUAAUAUAGUACGUGCCUCAGAUCCAGGGGACAUCCUGUUGAUUGUAGUCAGAUGUGGUGCGAGUUCCAUGAGAUCCAUUGCAGCCCAGGGGCUCCCGGGGCUCCUGUGGUUGUUAGAGGACCUCACCGGUGCCACUGGGGACCCCUGCAGCAAAGCCCUGCCAGAACGUGGUACUGCAGUGCAGGUGGAGGCCUUUGCUUGCAGCUCGCAGGCUCUUGGUCGUGAAGAUGCCCAUGGUUUGUUGAAGGCUUGACCCAAUCCGACAGCUUCAGGAUGACAGCAGGCCAUGGCAUCAGCAAUAAGAUUGCAGCAGUAAGGAAAUAAAGGGUUUGGAUAGGGAAACGCUUAGCACCGGUAACACACGCACGUGUUUCGAGCCUGUUCUAAGGAAGAUUACAUCUUGGACAAAAAGAUGGGAAGAAGUGUUUGUAACAUAGAUUGUAAUUUUUCACGUUAUAGCAUAGCCUCCUUGGCCAAUACAGUUGUGUUUUCAGUGCUUUGUUUCAAAGCUCCUGGCUGAACAGGAUAACAGACUGACGUAGGAUAUUCUAGGAUUGUAGCAGUGCUUUACGGAGUUUAUGUUUUCGAUGUGGAAGAAAUCAAAAGAAGAGGAUGGCCAAAAAAAAAAAAAAAAAAAAAACCCACAACAAAAAGAAAUACAACAACAACAACAAAAGCCUUCUGAAGCUCUGCCCCGUCGUAGCAACAUCUCUGCACACUGCACAAGCGCAGAGGUAUGUGCAUGCUCGGGCCAUUGCAGGUGGCCCCGGGGUGGGCGAGAAGACUGCUGACCUGUCCCCUCUCCAUGACUUGAUUGCACUAGAGCAGCUCAGUCUCAGGAAAUUGCUUGUUACUUUUACUGUGUAAAUAAAGCUUCCUGGUUCCGUA